AUGUCUUCGAACGUAGGACUCACCACACCGAGAGGUUCAGGCACAUCUGGCUACGUGCAGCGCAACUCGGCCAAUCUCCGACCUCGCGACAAUCCCAAGCCAUACCCCACCGACAUCGACUCGAUCAAGCACCGACAACGACAGCCCGACAAGGAGAUGCUAGAGCACGAUCGCAAGCGCGAGACUGAGGUGAAAGUGUUCGAGCUGCGCGACAAACUCGAAGAUGAAGGGCUUGACGAAGACGACAUCGACGACCAAUGCGAUGCACUGCGAAAGAAGCUGGAGUCGGAGCAGAGCACAUCGGGUGGUGGCCCAGCCGCGAAGGGUCUGAAGUCCCACCAAGUGCACGAGUUGGCGCGAGCGAAGAUGGACGAGAGUGAAAAGCUGCGAAGAGCGCUGGGCAUCAGCAAGGACUACGAAGAGGGCAGCCAUUGGAAGCGACAAGAAGAGCGAAAGCUGGAGAUGGAGCGAGAGCGUGGAAAGGGCGAGAUUGGCAGAGAUCGUGAUUGA
This is a messenger RNA of Fulvia fulva, 510 nucleotides long. RefSeq names its product Pre-mRNA-splicing factor CWC21. The record is from RefSeq and is a predicted model, not a curated record. Bases 1 to 510 code for a protein of 169 amino acids. Lineage: Eukaryota; Fungi; Ascomycota; Dothideomycetes; Mycosphaerellales; Mycosphaerellaceae. The transcript is spliced from 2 exons.